GUCCCUUCCCUUCAAACCCCACCGCCUCUCCCUGCCAUGGCCUUGCAAGCUCUCAAUUCCCCGACCGAGCCAUGGAUCAAGCGAUCCAAGCGCUCAAGCCGGCCUCCGCUCGACUCCGACGACGAGCACUUAGCCUUUUCCCUUCUCAUGCUCGCACACGGCGGAAACAUCCCAUCUCCGACAAAAUUGCCUUAUUCUUGUUCCGUUUGUAAUAAGUCCUUCUCUUCUUACCAAGCCCUUGGCGGCCAUAAGUCCAGCCACCGGAAAUCAGACGCCAUCGACACAGAUUCCACCUCCGCCACCACCACUUCCGCCGUCUCUUCUUCUACUGCCGCUUCUACAAGGACCCACCAGUGUUCCAUCUGUUUCAAAUGUUUUCCCACUGGCCAGGCUCUCGGUGGCCACAAGCGGCGGCACUAUGACGGCAACAACAAUAAAACCCUCGCUGCUGGUUCCGAUAGUAACGGCGACUCCACUCUCACGCAGACCCAUGUCCGGGACUUCGAUCUCAACGUGCCGGCCUUGCCGGAGUUCUGGCCGAGAUUCCCGGACAGUCACCGGCGAGAAAAAAGCCAAAGUCAAAGUCAAAGUCAAAGUCAAAGGCGGGAGAAGUAUGUGGAGGAGGAAGUGCAGAGUCCUCACCCGUUGAAGAAGCCGAGGCUUUUGGUUCCGGUGGAAUGAUUCAGAAUCCGGCGGCCCUAAACCCUUUUUUUUUUUUUUUUUAAUUUUUAUAAAUAUUUUUGGUGUGAUUUUAAUUAUGGGUUUGGAUUAUUGGGAUUUAAUUUGUUAGUGUACAGAGAUUAGAAUACGUAUUUAUUUAUUGGGUGUAUUUGGAAAUUUAAAUUAUUGAAGAGAUAAUCAUAAUUAUUUGAUUUAUUUUAAUUAAUUAAUGAAUUUGGGUUUGGUUGUACCGUUGAA
Molecule: messenger RNA, 918 nt
Organism: Cucurbita maxima (winter squash)
Lineage: Eukaryota; Viridiplantae; Streptophyta; Magnoliopsida; Cucurbitales; Cucurbitaceae
Product: zinc finger protein ZAT10-like
Exons: 1
Coding region: 37-681 (214 amino acids)
Biological process (GO): response to stress
Molecular function (GO): DNA-binding transcription factor activity
Source: RefSeq, a predicted model, not a curated record